UGACGUGUCCUCGCAGAAGUAGUCCUUUUAACGUCCUUUUAAAGAAACAUUGGUCGAUGGUUGUUCUUGUUGCUACGUUCAUCAUUUUCCUGUUUUUUUCUGGGCUACUUUUUAGCUACAAUUUGCUGUACAUUGAGCUAAAGCAAUCUUUUAAUUCAACUACCACGCAGACGGGUAUACCAGGUGCCAUCUCUAUCUCUCUGUUCUGCUUUGGUUCCGUCGUGAUAACAAUUUUGUUCCAGAAGCUCGGCCACCGGACAACAGUCUUGCUUGGGGUGUCACUAUGCUGUUUAAGCCUUUUAUUAUCGUCUUUUGCGCAACACAUAUCAGUGUUAUACUUUACAUACGGGGUCAUGUAUGGGAUUGGCUUCAACGCCUGUAACAUAGCAAGUACUGAUCUGAUUUUGAGGAGCUUUGACAAAUGCAACGCCACGCGAGCAACUUCUACAACCCUCUGUGCAAUAAGUAUUGGUUUUCUUGCUUCUCCAUGUCUGAAGUGGCUGUAUGAGACCUAUUCUUGGCGUAUUGCGUUUAGAAUACUUUGUGUCGUGUUUGCCUUAGUUGGAUAUCCUAGCGCUCUUGUCAUGGUGGAGAUUAACAAAUCUGAUGAUGAAGACAGUGGCAAAGAAGAUUCAAAUACAACUCAAGAAACUUUCAGUAUAGCGAACUAUAGUGCUUUAUUUCGAAGACGAGAUUUUAUAUUAUGUUUAAUAGGAAUACUUUUAUCAACCUCAGCUGUUACUUUUACAUUAAUAAGUGUGGGCAACUACUUAUCAGUAAAUGGAAUGGAUUUAUCAGUGAUAUCUUUUGUUUUGGUUUUAAUGGGUGUAGGAGAUCUUGCCGGAAGAAUUAUCGCAGCAAUAUUUUCUGACAGAUUACCAAUUUCAAGAAUAUUACAGAAUGCUUUAAGUAACAUAGCCGCAGCUGUACCUUCAAUAUGUUUACCUUUUAUAUCGACACAAAUAGGGCGAAUAGUGGCUUUUACAGUAAUGAGUGUCCCACGUGCUUGGCUUCUUGUCUUGACGCCCAGUAUUGCGAUGGAAGUAUCUUCAGAUGAAACGAGGGCUGAAUCAGUUGCUGCAUUGUACAUGGCGUUUGGUGCCGGGGCAUUCAUCACUACCUAUUUUACAGAUGCAAUAUAUGAUAUUACCGGCUCGUACGAUAUGCCUUGGUUCAUCUGUACAGGACUCUACGCUUUAUCAACUCUAUGCAUGGUAUUUUCUGAACGAGCAAGAAGAGGGCGCGUGCAGAAUGAUGUACAACGCUAUGAUUCAGUGGAUAAGUGUUGCGACAAGAUCUAGUUUAUAUAAUAAUAGAACAUUUCAUUCAUUUUCAUUCAUUAAAGUAAAUAUUUCAGUCUUUUUUUGUACAGAGGCAUGGUUAACAAAGUAAAUAUUAAUAAAUGAAAUAUAAUACAAAGUCAGCUAACCUUGAAGUAAUAAUAAAAACAAUAAAAAGAGACAAUGCCCGAGUAAAAAGGGCAAGCCAAUAAAAAAAAUAAAAAUCUGAGACAAAUAUAAUUAAUUGCAUAGGAAUGAGAGGGGUAAUUUCACUACGUAGAGAACAGUAGUCACAUUCGGAUUCCAUUCUCUUUAUAUAGUUAUUCAUACCGGUACAUAAAUACGAUACGAUACAUAUACAUAUAUAAACAUAUACAUGUGUAUAUAUAUAUAUAGAUUAAAAGGCAAAAUACUGGAAAACA
Anneissia japonica is the source of this 1702-nucleotide messenger RNA. RefSeq names its product monocarboxylate transporter 13-like. Bases 57 to 1301 code for a protein of 414 amino acids. NCBI's taxonomy places the organism in Eukaryota, Metazoa, Echinodermata, Crinoidea, Comatulida, Comatulidae. Gene Ontology annotation, molecular function: transmembrane transporter activity. The record is from RefSeq and is a predicted model, not a curated record. The transcript has 6 exons. Gene Ontology annotation, biological process: transmembrane transport.